CUUCUGUGAACCGUUACACCCCUAGCAGACUGUGUUACUAAUCUCCUAUUUUAUUAAAUGUUUUCUUUUGUAACCUCGACAUUCUUUUUGACACAGCUGUCACCUGAGUUGCUAUCCUUCCCACUGUCUGCUGCACAGCCCUACAGAUUGUUUUGUAACCUUGGUGAAAGAAUGUAUUUGUGCAAAUUGUUCAGAAUAACACAGACAGAUACUGACUCCAGUCUGACCUUGUGCUGUCCUACUCCCACCAUGCAGGGCUGCCUUUAUCUUUCCGUUGAAAUGGCUUCAUUUGCCUGUUGUGUAUCUCUUCCUCUCCUAAAGGUACAAUGGGUACAAUACAUCAUUUAUCUCAAGAACAAAAUCCACUCCGGUCCAGUGUGGGGCGGUAAUGGCGCGACCAGGAUGAGAAACCGUCGAAGAAGAAAGAGGCGGAACAGCGGCGGAUGUUUUGGAAACCGGCUGGGAUUUGGGCCAUGGAUGUAUAGAUUUGGGAGAAUGUCAAAAAAGGCAAAAAAAAGAAGGCGGAGGGGCUUGUCAUCGUCAAGUGAAGAAGAUGAGAAGGAAUCCAAGAAACAAGAUCUUACCAAGAAUAACAAAAGUAGCAGGGGGAAGCCAGAUUUAAAAAAUCAGGAGAGAUUUGAAACAAAACCGGAAAAAAGUGCAUUUCCUUCCGUUAAAGAUGUUCCCCAAAGUACUCGCCAGAUUAAAAAGCCUGUCUACAGGCUGGCAAAAGCACAAGAAAAAGACCAGGAAUCUGUUAAAAAAGAAGAAAGAACAAAACAAAAACAUGCCUCUCCACCAGACCUUGGGGGAAAAAUCUCUAGUAAAGCAAAAAAUGACAUUUCACGGAAAGAUAAAACUGUCAGUGGGAGUAAGACUGAGGAAGCAGGACCCUCAAAACACUUGCACACUUCAGGUGCAGUUCCUCAGGGGACAGAGAAGACAUCUAAAGGUAGCUUGGAUGAGAAGUCUUCCCAGGGGACCCCAUCCAAAUUAAAAAAGCACCUAAUGAGUCCCAGUUUGGUUUGUGCUGAACAGAACAAACAGGGGAAGAAGGAACUGAAGAAGUGCAGAGCCAAGGAACCACCGAGGACUGAAAAUGACAGCAAACCUGUCAAGACCAAGGAACCAAGCAAUAAUUCCUCCGUAUCCAAGGAUUCUGCAUGGGAGCAGAAGAGUGACGUCUUCAAGAAGAUGUGCCAAAGGCAUGAAGAAAACAAGGCCAAAAAGAGCAUGUGGAUAGAAGUUAAAACUCCCUCUGCCUCUACAACAACAAAGUCCUCCACUUCAGCCAAGCCCACUACCUCUACCUCUGUUAGUAGCUCAAAGGUGGUGAAAAAAGUCACAUUGGGGUCACAAAAGCCAUCAUCUUCUCAGGAACAAGUAUAUGCAGCCCCACCAUUUGUGCCUUUUAAAUUUAAGAUACCAAAAAAAGUUAAACCAACUCCAGUAGAAAGCACUGUUGAAAAGAAAGAAGCAAAAACUACAAAGAAAGGUCUUGAACCUGUGCCUGAGCUUCCAGAAACUGCAGCAUCAAGCAGCAAAUCUGAGGAGAAAACUGUUCAGCAAGCUCCCGUCCCUCCAGAUGUUACACCUAGUGUUUCAUCUGAAGGACAAGAUGAAGGCCCACCUUUGGCAGAACAACUUCCAAAUACGUUUCAUACUGUCCCAGUGCCGUGGUAUGACCAGAUGCAAGUGGUCGAAGAGCUUCAUCUUGCUCGCUCUCAGAAGAGAUUGGAGGUGAAUGUAAUGCAAAGCUAUGGGGAUCUCACCUGUAUGGACAUAGACCCUCCAGAAGAGGGAGGUGCAGACACACACUGUAAACAACCUAACCAGCAAUACCUCAUCCUCGUCUUGGACACCAACAUUCUCCUCAGUCACCUGGAUUAUAUCAAAAAGAUCAGAAUGAACGGCCUUGGAGACCUGGGCUUCCCGAUAGUCCUGAUCCCCUGGGUGGUGCUUCAGGAGCUGGACUCCCUCAAACGGGGGAGGGGCCUGUCAGGGUCUGUGGCCCACCUCGCUACUCCUGCCAUCUCGUACAUUUACAACUGCUUGAAGAGCCGGGCACCUUUCCUGUGGGGGCAGUCUAUGCAGCAGGCCAGCGAGAGCAACAAUGGUCUGAAUGCCGAGAAUAAUGAUGAUCGGGUGCUGCAGUGCUGCCUGCAAUACCAGAGUCUGUACCCAGAGUGUGCUCACAUCCUAUGCACGAAUGAUAAGAACCUGUGCAGUAAGGCCCUCCUGAGUGGAGUGAAGGCCUUGUGCAAGAUUGAUCUGGAGGCAGAGGUUGGGACAUCCAAACAUGGCUUUCACCCUCCGCAAAAUGUCGGCCCUCAGGUCCCAUCAGCAAUGCAAAACAGGAUCUACGCACCAGUCCAGCCACCCAUGCAAAGGACAGGACUCCAUACUGUAGAGGAGAACGAUAACAAGCGAGGGGAUGAGAGGCCAGUGUGGGACCCCAGCAGUGUUUCUGAACUAGAACAGUGUCUGCUCGACGUGCUGUCAGAUGUGUUGGAGGUGGAGAUGAAGGCCGCUUUCGAAGACAUUUGGCUAGAUAUAGUUUACAUAAAACCUCCAUGGACUCUUCUAGAUGUUCUGAAAUGUUUUAAAAAGCACUGGAUUGCCGUCUUUGGGAACAUUGUCCCACGGAGGAAACAGCAAACUGUUUCAACCCUCAUCACCUUUUUCAAUUCAGGUGGCACAUCACACUGUAGAGAUGCAUCAGCACUCCUCCGAGAUGCUAAGGAUCUUGUGAAAGCAUUUGGGAAAAGGUCAAGACGCGUUUCCGCUGCCAUCUCCAGAAUGGACAACAUUUUCAAUAAGCGACAACCACAGUGGGAAUCUCCUGCCAUCGAUGUUGUCAUGAAUGAAGAUGAUGAGUAUCAUGAUGAUGAAGAAGAAGGGGAACAACCCACGCCUGCUCCUUUCUCGCACCAGGAAGUGUGGGUCCUGUUUGAACACCUCUGGUCUUAUGUGUUUCAGAUGAGCUGGGAAGUGUUCAAAGCUCUGGGCUUUGACCCUAACUCCAUUCAGAGCACUCAGCCGGGGGGGGGUCCUGCGCCACCACAGGACGUCGUGGACUGUCUGCACAAUCUGUGCUGCAUAGUCUCGCAGCUGCUCCAGAUCUUCAGCAGUGUCCUGUCAUCAGCCCCGCGGUUAGAGGAAGUCCAGACGCUGCUCAGCAUCCUUCACUCUAAUAAGAUUGUUAACUUGGACUCCAGAUUGACAGCCAAAGACUUCCUGGACUGUCUCGUACAACAAGACAACAGGGAGAAGCUCAGUAUCGGAGGGAACCAGUUAUUGGGGGUCAAAGAGGUCCUGGAUCGCUGUGUUGGGGUCACCUGUCAACACAUCAACUUCAACACAUCUCGGGCCUGAUGAUUCAGAAUUAGAGAGUCUGCACGUCAGCCAAUCAGAUGCACUAAAUAAACUGAUAUCCUUUACUUUAAGUGAAAACUGUCAAUUGCAGAGGUGCUCAUACUCUGGAGACUGAAGCCGUUUACCUUUUUUUAUUUUCCGUUAAAAUGUAUAAAAUGUUUCUUAUGAUACUCUGCUUCACACAAAGGGAUGGAUGUCUAUGGAUUUUCUCCUUAUUUCUUAAGGGUGACACCUUUUGUUAAAGAGAGUAUUUUCCCACCAGUUCUCAACACUUACAUCUUGAUUGUUUUAUACGCACACAAAGUAGAUUGUAAAAUGCAGUGUCCUCCUGUUUCACUGAAGAAAUGGUUACAAACCAUGCUUUAGACUUAAUGCAACCAACUGCAAAGUAUACAGUAGCUUAGAGAUAAAACAAAGGUAUCAAACCAUAUCGUUAUAUAACCUUAAGUUGUUUACUGCCUGAGCUUUUUCCUCAAAUCAUGACUCUUUAAGGCCAAGCAAUGAUCUAGUAAAAAGCUGAAACAAAGAGGCAAUUUAUUUAUUUUAUAUUUUUCUACUUGAGCUAUCAGAGAGGUUGUCAUUUAAGAUGAGUCUAUUUUGAAAAACAAUGAGUGUUCAGCUUCCGAAGGUUUUUGGUUGAUUUUUAAGUAGAAAUGUAAAUAAUUUGAGAACAGAAAAUAUAUUUUAUGUAAAGGAGUUAAAUGUUUACAAGAAAUAAAUGUUUUGGCAUUAUCUUUUUUCUCAAAUG
Messenger RNA from Gymnodraco acuticeps, 4123 nucleotides. RefSeq names its product SWT1 RNA endoribonuclease homolog (gene swt1). Gene Ontology annotation, cellular component: nucleus. The coding region runs from base 58 to 3375 and encodes 1105 amino acids. The transcript has 17 exons. NCBI's taxonomy places the organism in Eukaryota, Metazoa, Chordata, Actinopteri, Perciformes, Bathydraconidae. The record is from RefSeq and is a predicted model, not a curated record.